Bactrocera latifrons is the source of this 1355-nucleotide messenger RNA. Its product is annotated as 2,3-bisphosphoglycerate-dependent phosphoglycerate mutase. The transcript has 5 exons. The coding region runs from base 515 to 1285 and encodes 256 amino acids. Gene Ontology annotation, biological process: glycolytic process. The record is from RefSeq and is a predicted model, not a curated record. Lineage: Eukaryota; Metazoa; Arthropoda; Insecta; Diptera; Tephritidae. Gene Ontology annotation, molecular function: intramolecular phosphotransferase activity.
GAACAUCGCUGCUGAUCCACAAUUCACGCUGGAGUGAAAUUUUUUGCAUUCUCACUCAAAGCUACAUACAUACAUAUGUACUAAAAGCAGUGUUUCUGAAGGAGGUGAACUUAGCCUACAUUUUUGUGACAUUUGGCCGCGUAUUACCUCCCGCUGGUGUCCAAUAUGCAUAGUUUGAAAAAGAAUGAGAAGUGAAUACAUUUGAUGUUGAGGUAUAAUUCCUUAAUUCUGAUUAGUUCUUGUCGUCGGAGGUCUGUCUUUGCGAGCAUUUUUCAUGAGUGAAAAAAAUUUGUUACGGCGCGUGUUUGUGGUGGAGGCAAACGAUGGUGGAGACAGCAGUAUGAGUUAAUAAUGUUUCACAACUAAUGACACUAUAAUUAGCGUGUAAUCAGAUAACAUAAAAGCUGAUUGCAGCGAUUACUCGCAAGUGACAAGAAUGAAAAAUGUGAGCGAAAGUUUCGGUUAAUACAAUUUCAAGUCAGUGUGCCCGGCGGCAAAGGCAAAACAACUAAAUAUGAAGACGAACCAACUGGUGAUCAUACGACAUGGUGAGAGUGAGUGGAAUAAGCUAAAUCUCUUUUGCGGCUGGCACGAUGCCGACUUGAGUGAACAAGGUGCCAAGGAUGCAAUUAACACAUCUGCUGUAGCACUGCGUGAAAGCAACUUAAAAUUUGACAUUGCAUACUCGUCGGCGUUAAUACGCGCGCGACAAUCUCUUAGUAUCAUAUUAAAAGAAUUGAAUCUCUGUGAUUUGGAAGUCGUUAGUGAUUGGCAUUUGAACGAGCGACACUAUGGCAAUCUGACAGGUUACAACAAACGCGACAUGGCCGACAAAUAUGGAGAGGAGCAAGUGCAAUCGUGGCGGCGUAAAUACGAUGUCCUUCCACCACCUAUCACAGCAGACAAUCCAUACUAUCAUUCCAUACGCAACAAUCCGAGCUUCAAAGAUAUACCAUCGGCGGAAUUCCCAGACACUGAGUCACUGAAGGUUCUAAUGCAACGCGUCAUACCGUACUUUGAGAAUGUCAUAUUUAAGCAGGUGCUUAGAGGCAGGCGAGUUCUCAUCAUAGCACAUGGCACAGUGGCGCGUGCCCUGAUCAAACACAUCGAUAAAGUGUCGGAUGAGAAUAUUUCUACUGUGAAUGUACCGAAUAGCAUACCCUGCGUAUUUGAAUUUAAUAUGGAAACAGGGGAAAAAGUCGGAAAAACUACAUUUUUAGCAGAUGAAAACUUCUUGAACGAACAGAUACAAAAAACCGCUUCUAUUGGGGAGUCAAACAAAUGAAAAUGUACUUAUUUGUUCAAAGCUAAAAACUUCUUGAACUCAAAUAAAUGUAAUAAUAAUUAUGGAAAAA